Molecule: messenger RNA, 1576 nt
Organism: Phanerochaete carnosa HHB-10118-sp
Lineage: Eukaryota; Fungi; Basidiomycota; Agaricomycetes; Polyporales; Phanerochaetaceae
Exons: 6
Coding region: 10-1452 (480 amino acids)
Biological process (GO): protein O-linked glycosylation via mannose
Cellular component (GO): endoplasmic reticulum
Molecular function (GO): protein O-acetylglucosaminyltransferase activity
Source: RefSeq, a predicted model, not a curated record
CCACCUUUUAUGCCAACAGUACGGGAAAUAUUCCUCCUUGGAGGCUUGCUGGUCUUCCUUCUCACCUUCCCAACAACAUACAAAACGCCAGGCGGAUCUUUGUCCGACAGUACCAGGCUUCGGUCGAAUCUGUAUGGCGAGGAGACAGAAGACGUUGCGCCAGUCACGCUGGAAUCGAAGUAUUCCUUGCAAUCACUGAGCGCACCUCUAGUCUGGGGGAUGGGUCAGGUCCCGGAGACUGAUAUAGUGGUACAUGUCCCAGGAUGGACCAUGUUCGACAGACUCUACUUCAGAAACGGCACGUUCUACGUCGUCACAGAGAACAAGGAGGAGAUCCCGGAUCUGGAGCUCAUAAUCUCGAGUGGUAUCUAUCUCACCACUGGGACUGCCGAUGAAGCCAAACGCCUUCCAACCGACAAGGACAUGCGUAUAAUAGAUACAGAUGAGGCCCGGGGGCUGCUUGGCACACAGGCGGAACGUUUGGAUGGUAUUACUUGGGUAGCGAACGACCCCAAGCAAUUUAUCACUCACUACUACCACUGGUCCGCCGAGCUAAUUUUCGGUUUCUGGAGAACUCACUCUUCGCUCGACCCUAACAUUCCGCCAAGCGGCGAGACCGACCUUCCUGCACCACGCCGUAUGCUUAUGACCCGUAUUGACGCGGCUAACUGGCGCGACUAUGCCGCAAUGAACCAAUGGGUUCUGUUUAACGCAUUCCCUUCCAUCACCAUGGAGUUCAUGGACGAUUGGAAUGAGCGCGCUAAUAGCGGCCACACCUACGUCCUUGACCGCUCCAUCUUGGCUGACCGUGCUGCUGCAAUUCACGGUCACAUCUUCCUGCGUACCCAGCGGACGGCCGGAAAUGCAUUCGCCUUGCCAGGGAGCGUCAACUGGUGGCAGCCUGUCCGGAACCACGUCGUCGGCGCCGCAGGUUUGACGGAGGAUGUCCUGCAAAAAUAUGGGGAGCGAACCCCCGUGAUCACAUAUAUCUCUCGCCAAGGGUGGGGUCGCCGUAUGCUGAUUCAGGAGCACCACGAGCGACUCGUGGAGGAGCUGUACAAGCUCAGGGACUUCCAUGGCUACGAGGUCAACGUCGUCAGCAUGGACAAGCUCUCGCGUGCAGAGCAGAUGGUUCUCGCCGGAAGGACAACGAUCAUGAUGGGUGUGCAUGGUAAUGGUUUGACCUCGCUACUGUGGAUGCGACCCACUCCACGGUCGACCGUUAUGGAGUUCUUCUACCCCGGCGGUUUCGCGCACGACUACGAAUACACAACGCGUGCGCUGGGCAUGGUCCACUAUGGCUUCUGGGGGGACAGAGCGUUUACCCGACCCGACGUUCCACCUGUUGCAUACCCCGAGGGCUUCCAGGGAAACGAAAUCCCAAUUGACGGGGAGUUGGUCGCCCGGAUAUGUGUUGAGAGGCUCCAGCUAUCGGAAGAGGCCGACGACUAGGCUUCGUCACAGCUGAACAUAAUCGCUGAGUAGGCUCAUAGGACAUUGUUGUGCAAUUGCUUUCGCAGAUACCCGCAUACAAGUAUAAUUUCAGUGCUGUGCGCGUCACAUAAUGAGUACACCC